Messenger RNA from Hippopotamus amphibius kiboko, 2739 nucleotides. RefSeq names its product solute carrier family 25 member 37 (gene SLC25A37). Gene Ontology annotation, cellular component: mitochondrial membrane. Gene Ontology annotation, biological process: iron import into the mitochondrion. Lineage: Eukaryota; Metazoa; Chordata; Mammalia; Artiodactyla; Hippopotamidae. The record is from RefSeq and is a predicted model, not a curated record. The transcript is spliced from 3 exons. Gene Ontology annotation, molecular function: ferrous iron transmembrane transporter activity. The coding region runs from base 1744 to 2307 and encodes 187 amino acids.
GUGACCCAGCAGCCUGACGCCUCAUCUCCGCCACGCUUGCUUAUGAAUCAAGGACUCUAGAGUCGUGUGUGCACACGCACCUAAACACAUGCACACACACACACGCGCGCGCGCUUUUUUUAACUCCCCUCCUUCACUCUCUGAAGCCUGGGGAGAAUCAGUGACAGAGGUGUUUCGUUGUUGAGUGGGUUUUGCCUUUUUGCUUUUUUUUUUUUUUUUAAACAUUCAAAGCAAUUAAUGAUCAGAUCUAGGGGGAAAACAAAAACCCUGAAUAGAAACAAAACUUUUGAAUGCUGGAUUCCAAAAAAAAAAAAAAAGUUAUCUGGACAGCUUCUUUGAGACUAUUUAAAAACUGGCCCAACAGGUCUCUACAACGUCAAGAUCUAACUAAGCUUUAAAAGGUCAAGAAGUUUUAUGGCUGACAAAGGACUUGCUCCUGCGCAGAGGACGCAGAGGACGUUUCCCACCUAAACUUCUGGGGAUUUGGGAAUUUCGCCCCAUUCUCUUCCGUUUGUUGCAUCUCUCUGCAAAGCAAGGGCUGAAAUAGUUUUCUUUUGUUGUUUUAAGGGAGCCAGGCGGGCGGGGGACCUGAGUUGGCCGCAGGCAACUGUUCUAUAGGCUUGUCUUACCGGGCCGGCCGAGUGGUUAUUUUCUCCUCCUGUGGGUUUGACAUUUGUUGGUUUCUGUUUGGGUUUGGAGUGGGACUCUGGCUAGUGGCAUAAGGAGUACUUACUUUAACGAAUUUAUUUUUCAGCAACAGAGAGGUAGAUGUGACUGGCAACAACUUUUUACCCCUUCCCUUUUUUGUUCUACUCAGAACUAAAAAGCAUCCCUCCCAUCAGCAAAGCCUGGUAAUAAUGACUCCACCUGGCUGGUUGGCAGGCAUCUGUUUUGCUUUUUAAAAGUCGGCGCCCAGUUGCAUUUGUCCGGACGGUCCCCAAGAUCUGCACUCUUGAUGCUGUCCCCAAGUUCGUGGCCUCAGGGACCUCCUUUUGCUGAAACUGCCUUUUUAGUUCCUUGGUCCCAGAACCCCUUGAAGGCAAUUUGAAUGGAGCCCAGUUUAUUUCCACUUCUGCCCAGCACUGGUACUGCUUCACUGUGGUGUGUGCUGUGGUCGUGUUUUGACUCUCUGGGGAUGAUCCUAAGUGUGUGAGGGGGAGGGAGGGGAAUAUAGAUGCCUUUCUGAAGCGUUAGCCAGUGUCUCUCAUUCUUCCCACCUUCCGCCGGUUAGGCGGUUAUCUUUCAUUACUGGACAGUGUCCCCCACAGAGGGAGGAAACCCAGAGCCAAAAGCAAAAUUCCAGGCCGGAAUGUGGCUUUUGAAGUUCCUGGUUCUUGAAGCCGGGCCAGAGGAGACCCUCAGAUGGGCUCAGCCGUUUCUGAGACACGUCAUCACUUUGCAAACUCACCCUGGAAAUCUGACAUAUGCACAUCUCCCUGACGUUCUUUUCCCAUGGCCAUUUGCUUGAAAAAUGCCUGGAUUUUUAUUAAGGAAUUUUCUUAAAGAUUUCUCUUUUUUUCCCCCUCUCUCUGCUGUAUACAUGAUAUCAUCCCCUUCGAUUGCCCCAGCUUAAGGGCAGAGUGAGUUAAUCUAUAGACAAAGGCCAGGGACGAGAGAGAAUUAAAAUCUCGACAGUGGAAAAAGCCACCAAGUGUGGUUUCUGUUAGCAUCCAGUGUUGGCAGGUCUGGCCUUUUCCUAGGGCAAACGAGGUUUCUGCAGGAUCGAAAUGGAUAGCUGGGAGUAUGGCCACCCUGCUCCACGAUGCAGUAAUGAAUCCAGCAGAAGUUGUGAAGCAGCGCAUGCAGAUGUACAACUCGCCGCACCCGUCGGCCCUCAGCUGCAUCCGGACGGUGUGGGGGACGGAGGGCUUGGGGGCCUUCUACCGGAGUUACACCACGCAGCUGACCAUGAACGUUCCCUUCCAGUCCAUCCACUUCAUCACCUACGAGUUCCUGCAGGAGCAAAUCAACCCUUACCGGGGUUACAACCCGCAGUCCCACAUCAUCUCAGGCGGGCUGGCCGGAGCCCUGGCCGCAGCCGCCACCACCCCCCUGGACGUCUGCAAGACCCUCCUCAACACUCAGGAGAACGUGGCCCUCAACCUGGCCAAUGUCAGCGGCCGGCUGUCGGGCAUGGCCAACGCCUUCCGGACGGUGUACCAGCUCAACGGCCUGCCCGGCUACUUCAAGGGCGUGCAGGCCCGCGUCAUCUACCAGAUGCCGUCCACUGCCAUCUCCUGGUCCGUCUAUGAGUUCUUCAAGUACUUCCUCACCAAGCACAAGCUGGAGAAUCGAACUCCUUACUAAAGGAUCGGGCUGUGGGAAGUGAUUCCAGAGUCUUUGGUGGUGCAAAGGCUUUCCCUGCCUGCCCGCUCCCCUGCCCUCACACCAAGAUUAUUGGGGCAGGGCGUUGGCAGGAUGGGCCUUCUGCUCCCUGACACCUUAGCGAGAGGAGAGGACAGGACAGCCGCUUACCCGACGGCCGUCCGCAGGGACAUCCCAGGUGGUGGAAGGUGGGGAAAGACUGGCAGGGGAGCGAGAAAUUGCUUUUUCUCUUCCUCCCUCCCCUCCGCCCCCCUCCCCAGAGCCAUGUAGCUUUUUUGCUUCAGUGUAGUAUCUCCUCCCCUAGAAUCAUUGGUAGACCACACAGGAGGGAAGAAAAUGUGCAGUGAUGGAAAACAUUAAAGAGGAAAAAAAAAAGUAUGUAUAUAAAAGUUCCAGUACACAGUAUAAAAUAGA